AUGGCCUUGUGUACCGUGCGCCCGGCUCUAGUGAGUAUCCAGCUGACUGCCCUAUGGAAGUCUAUAGGCGGCCUGCCAGCUCCGUGCACCAGCAAAAUCAAACCCAGCCAUGGGCGUUCUGUGACCACCAACUCCAUUGACUACCAAAGACUAUUUGGACUGAUAAGAAGUGUAAAGUAUGUACACAGAGCGUAUUCAUCACAGCGCUCCCUCAAUGAAGUGGUAAUUGUUAGUGCAGUAAGGACCCCAAUAGGGUCAUUCCAAGGCUCCCUGUCAUCUUUUCCUGCUACCAAGCUUGGCUCCAUAGCUAUUAAAGCUGCUGUUGAAAAGGCAGGUAUUUCUCCAGAGGAGGUGAAUGAGGUCUAUAUGGGGAAUGUCCUACAGGCUGGACAGGGUCAAGCCCCCAGCAGACAGGCCACUCUUGGUGCAGGCUUACACAUCUCCACUCCCACCACUACUAUAAAUAAAGUCUGUGCCUCAGGAAUGAAGUCUAUUAUGCUGGCAGCACAGUCUCUGAUGUGUGGACACCAGGAAGUCAUGGUGGCUGGAGGGAUGGAGAGCAUGUCUAAUGUUCCUUACUGCAUGAGCAGAGGAGCCACCCCAUACGGAGGAGUAAGAUUGGAAGACUUAAUAGUGAAAGAUGGACUGACUGAUGUCUACAAUAAAUUCCACAUGGGAAAUUGUGCAGAAAACACAGCCAAGAAGUUAAAUAUCAGAAGGGAAGACCAAGAUAAUUAUGCCAUCAGCUCUUACACCAGAAGCAAAGCUGCCUGGGACUCUGGACUGUUGGCCAGUGAGAUCACCCCUGUUACUAUUCCACAAAAAGGAAAACCUGAUCUUGUUGUACAAGAGGAUGAAGAGUACAAAAAAGUAGACUUCAGCAAGUUUCCAAAACUUAAAACUGUCUUCCAGAAAGAAAACGGUACUGUAACAGCAGCCAAUGCCAGCACUCUGAAUGAUGGGGCAGCAGCUUUGGUUCUCAUGACAUCAGAAGCGGCAACCAGACUUAAUGUCACACCUCUGGCACGUAUUUUGGCAUUUGCGGACGCUGCAGUAGAUCCAAUUGACUUUCCAAUUGCCCCGGCAUAUGCAGUUCCCAAGGUUCUAACAGCUGCCGGUGUUAAGAAGAACAAUGUUACGAUGUGGGAAAUAAACGAAGCAUUCAGUGUAGUUGUUUUGGCCAAUAUCAAAAUGUUGGAUAUUGACCCUACUAAAGUUAAUGUCAAUGGAGGAGCAGUCUCUCUUGGGCAUCCUAUUGGGAUGUCCGGGGCCAGGAUUGUUGGACACAUGGCUCAUGCUUUGAAGAAGGGAGAGUUUGGUGUUGCUGGAAUCUGUAAUGGUGGGGGAGGAGCCUCUGCCAUCCUGAUCGAGAAACUGUAAAACAAUAAAUGGGGCAGCCAUACUUUGCACAGUUUAUAAUCUGUUUGGUUACAUCUGUUACAUCAGUCUUUGCUCACAGGGUGAAGAACAACUUUCUUGUACUAGACUAAACUAUCUCAUUUGGUAAAGAACACAGCACACCUUUCCUGGUCCUCCUUUAAAAGCACUUAAUUUUCAAGUCUGAACUAUUCUCUCUGUUG
Nanorana parkeri is the source of this 1580-nucleotide messenger RNA. RefSeq names its product acetyl-CoA acetyltransferase 1 (gene ACAT1). The transcript has 13 exons. NCBI's taxonomy places the organism in Eukaryota, Metazoa, Chordata, Amphibia, Anura, Dicroglossidae. Gene Ontology annotation, molecular function: acetyl-CoA C-acetyltransferase activity. Bases 1 to 1380 code for a protein of 459 amino acids. Gene Ontology annotation, biological process: fatty acid beta-oxidation. The record is from RefSeq and is a predicted model, not a curated record.